Nannospalax galili (Upper Galilee mountains blind mole rat) is the source of this 366-nucleotide messenger RNA. Its product is annotated as 60S ribosomal protein L30-like. Gene Ontology annotation, cellular component: cytosolic large ribosomal subunit. NCBI's taxonomy places the organism in Eukaryota, Metazoa, Chordata, Mammalia, Rodentia, Spalacidae. Gene Ontology annotation, molecular function: RNA binding; structural constituent of ribosome. The record is from RefSeq and is a predicted model, not a curated record.
AUGAACAGUCAAAAAUUUUUAUAUUGCUCUAAAGAAUAUUAUGAGAAGUCUCUGGAGUCAAUCAACUCUAGGCUACAGCUUGGUAUGAAAAAUGGAAAGUACGUGCUGGGGUAGAAGCAGACGAAGAUGAUCAGACAGGGCAAGGCCAAAUUAGUCAUCCUCGCCAACAACUGCCCAGCUUUAAGGAAAUCUGAAAUAGAAUACUAUGCCAUGAUGGCCAAAACUGGUGUCCAUCACUACAGUGGCAAUAAUAUUGAAUUGAGCACAGCCUGUGGAAAAUACUACAGUGUCUGCACAUUGGCUAUCAUUGAUCUAGGUGAUUCUGAUAUUAUUGGAAGCAUGCCGGAGCAGACUGGUGAAAAGUAA